Messenger RNA from Parasteatoda tepidariorum (common house spider), 3416 nucleotides. RefSeq names its product DNA-binding protein SMUBP-2. Gene Ontology annotation, molecular function: zinc ion binding; 5'-3' DNA helicase activity; ATP binding. The record is from RefSeq and is a predicted model, not a curated record. Lineage: Eukaryota; Metazoa; Arthropoda; Arachnida; Araneae; Theridiidae. Gene Ontology annotation, cellular component: nucleus; cytoplasm.
UCUUUAAAAAUUCUUACGGUAACGUAAAGCUAAAAGCAAAAUUUUUAUCAUAUUAUAAAGCAAAUGGAUUAGUUCUUACAGCAACAUUUGUGUUAAUAUGUUUUAACAGAGUGAAUUAAAUGCUUAAAGAAAAUAAGCGCAAAUUCUAUUAUUAUUAUAGUUUAGUUUUAUUUUCUUAACCAUUUAUAAAAAUGACUGAAAUUGGAGAAAUUUUAAUAACGUCGGAUAUCGAAUCUUUUGUCAUUAAGCAAUUACAGCUUCUUGAAAUAGAGAGAGAUACGGAAAUCGAAGAAAAUAAGUGUCUUCAAGAGAGUAGAUCAAUAAAAAGUCUUCAAAAGAAGGGCGUAUGUAUACCAAAACUUCGUCUGGGUUAUUCAUCGACUGGCCUUUUUGGAAGAACCUUAUUACAUUUCGAAUCAUUCUUUCGUAAUAGUCCUUUUCUUUCUCACUGUUUAUCAUCAGGUGACAUAGUUGGUGUUGGAAGCUUCAACAGCGAUGGAAAAAUUGAAGUAAUAACUUCUGGCAUUGUUAUAAAAGUUGCAGAAACAUCCAUUUCUGUUGCAUUUGAAAAGAAUUCUAAUUUUUCAGACAUAGAAAAUGAUAUCCAGUAUCUAAUUAUUAAGUUAGCUAAUGAUGUGACUUAUAAGAGGUUGAAAAGGUCUCUGAAACUUUUACAGGAGAAAGGUUCAGAAUCUCAUUUAGCAAACGUUUUGUUUGGCAUCUCGCAGCCUUCUUCCCUUGAAAAAUCUUCUGAUAGUAGUUUGACAUAUUUUAAUAACAAAUUGAAUCAUGCCCAGAAAGAAGCUGUUCAAUUUGCUCUCACUCAAAAAGAGCUAGCAAUCUUGCAUGGUCCACCAGGUACUGGUAAAACUACUACAGUCUUAGAGUGUAUAUUACAAGCUACAUCUCAAAAACUAAAAGUACUUGCAUGUGCUCCUUCAAAUGUUGCAGUUGAUAAUUUAGUUGAAAAACUGGCUCCAUAUAAAGUGAAAAUGGUUCGAUUAGGACAUCCUGCUCGAUUUUCACCUACUAUUCAACAAUACUCUUUGGAUGCUAUUGUUUCUCGAUAUGAUGGCAGCAAUGUAGUUGAAGAAUUGCACAAGGAAAUUGAUCAACUAAGAGAAAAAAUAAGCAAAACCAAAGGCUCUAGAACUAGGAAAACCAUGUGGGCUGAAAACCGUAGUUUGCUGAAAGAAGUAAAAGAGAGGGAAAAAUUUAUUGUGAAACAGAUCUUAAAGAAUGCCGAUGUUGUACUCAGCACCCUUACAUCGGCAUCUGAAGAUGGAUCACUUAAAUAUGCUGAAAAAGAUCAUUUUGACAUCUGUGUGAUUGAUGAGUGUUCCCAAGCAACUGAAGCAGCCUGCUGGAUUCCUCUUCUGUCAGUCAAAAGAUGCAUUUUAGCUGGCGAUCAUAACCAGUUGCCACCCACAAUAGUGUCCGACAAAGCUGCAAAAGAAGGACUAGCUAUUACUCUUAUGGAAAGACUUCUGAAGUUAUAUGGUGAUAGCAUCAAGAAAAUGCUGACUGUUCAAUAUCGGAUGAAUAAUGCUAUAAUGCAGUGGCCUUCUGAACAUCUGUAUGAAAAUAAACUUGUAGCUGAUGAGUCUGUUUCCUCUCAUCUUUUAAAUGGCCUACCUGGUGUUGAAGAUAAUGAAAAUACUUCGAUACCUUUGCUGCUCAUUGAUACCGCAGGAUGUGAUUUGUGUGAACUCCAAAGUGAAGAUGAUGAGUCCAAAGGUAAUGAAGGGGAGGCAGACUUGGUACGUCAUCACGUAGAGAGUCUCAUUAAGAGUGGUAUGCAUCCAUCAGAUAUUGCGGUUAUUACACCCUACAACUUGCAAGUGGAUCUUAUUAAAUCCAGGCUGUCUUCCAAGUUUCCGGAGCUGGAAAUAAGAUCGGUCGAUGGUUUUCAAGGCAGGGAAAAAGAAGCUAUUGUUCUGUCUCUAGUGAGAUCCAACAACAUUGGGGAAGUUGGUUUUUUGUCGGAAGACAGGCGUAUUAAUGUUGCUAUCACUCGAGCAAAGAGGCAUUUGGCAGUUAUAUGUGACAGCAAAACGGUGUCACAUCAUGGAUUUUUGAAAUCUUUUGUGGAAUACUGUGAAGAAAAAGGAGAAGUGCGAACUGCUUUCCAGUAUGAGAAAGAAAUUGGUCACUACCCUACUUUGGCUCCAAAUAAAGUGGUAGAAAAAAAAGAAGGAAAUAAACCAGGACAGAAAAAAAAGCCAAUUAAAAAAGAACACACUGAUCGUGCAACAAACAUUAAAAAAGUGCCAGAUUACUUAAGAAAUGCUUCCAAAGAUGUGCCUCUUGAAAUGGAGAAUGAGAAAAGGUUAGUUGAGGAAAAAUUUACUCAGAUUAUUGAAGAGUUUAAAGAUGGAGAGAAAGCUUCAUAUCUCUUUCCAACUUCUCUCACUGCUUUUGAAAGAAGAAUAGUUCAUGAGAUUUCUGAAAUGCUUGGACUAAUACACAUUAGUACUGGAGAAGGUGAAAACAGGUGUAUAGAGAUUAAAAAACACGGUUCUACUCAAUCCACAAGCUCAGAACCUUUAACUACAGAUGAUGAAAUGAAUAGACUGAAAAAUAAAAGCAUUGAAGCUAAGAUUCCUGAUGUAACUAAGAGCAAAGGUGCUGAACCAAAAAAACAGGCUACUAAAGUGAAAGCAGUAAAACCAAAGCAAAAAGUUUUGAAAUUGAAAGAGUCAAACGAAGAUGAUUUUGAUGCUCUUAUUGAACAAGCAAUGAAAGCUGAUAAAACCUGUUUUUAUGAGAAAUGUAAGAAGUCUGUGGCAGCAUUGUCACAAAUGUGCCAUUUUUGCAAAGGUAGGUUUUGCUUUGAGCAUUUCUUGCCAGAAGUGCAUGGGUGUGGUGAUGCUGCUAAGGCCCAUGCCAGAAGCCAAAUUCGUAAAGAUGGAGUCAUCUAUCCAGGUAGUGGACGACCUCAGAAAAAAAUGGAUGCCAUAAAACAAUCUUACUUGCAAAAGAAAUUAGAUGAGAAGCUUUCUGAACUGACUAACAAAAGAAAACCGAAACCAAAAAGCUAGCAGCUGGCUAAGGUUAAGAAAUCAAUGAAAUUUAAAAAUUUAGACUUUGUUCUGUAAAUUAAAAAAAGAAAUAUUGUUAUCUGUUUUUAACUAAAUUUAUAUUAAAAAAUUCAAAAGUAUAAUUACUAACUUCUCGCUUCACUUAAGCGCACUAAUUAUGCAACUAGAGUAAAUUGGAAUAAUUCUGAAAUGAGAGUUUUUAAGUUCAUAAAUCACAUUAUAUGAACUUAUACAUUAUGCAGCAUAGCUACUAAAGGGAACCUCAUGUCAAAUAAACUUUUUACUUUUUUUUUCCUUCAUUGAAGUAUAAACAAUCAGUUUGCACUAUUUUUCUUUCACACUGUUUCUUUGGAUAAUAAAAUUAAUUAAAAUAAU